UUCCAAACAUAACCCCAAUCUUAGCUAAACAAGCCCUUUUGCUUUUCACUCUUUCACUUUUACACACACACACAUCGUCGGAUUUCAUCGGAAAUGAGUCACGAUGACUGGCCGGACUGGCUCCCCGGUGACUGGUCCGUUCAUAUCAGAAAGGUUGACGGUCGAAAAGUCAAGUGUUAUGUUGACCCUGAUGGACACAAGUGCUAUUCAAAGCCACAAGUGUUUGAUUAUCUUAAGAAGACCAACAAAAGCCUACCCACAGAUAAACCUCAAAAUGGCGAAGGCCCAGCUAUAGACUUAUCUGCGGAGCCAAAUGCUCCCCAUACAGAUGAAGGUCCUGAAUCCACACCUGGAGGACCUCCUACAAAACUGACACCUAGAUCUAACAGAAGGAAAUCCAUUUCCGCGGAUUUGUCUGAAGAUUUUUUAGGCGGAGAUGGUUUUUCCUCUGAGCCAUCGUCACAUAAGAGACAUAGGGGAGAUUGUAAUUGGCUACCUGAAGGAUGGACUGUGGAAGAUAAGGUUCGGCAAGGUGGUAGCACUAGUGGAAUGAAAUAUAAGGUUUAUAUAGAUCCUGUAAGUGGACAAAAAUUCUUUUCCAAGCCACAGGUUCUGAAUCAUAUUGCCAAAACAAACGGUAGUGCAGGUGUACAUGAAGCUGUACAGGAAGCUGUAUUCGCUGAACCUAUUAGUGCUAUGCCAAUAUCAUCUUGGCAAGAGAAGCCCACUACAGAACCUGAUGACUCACAGAUGUAUGAAGCCACUGAAGCGGAGAAGAAAACCGAAGAUAAAACAGAAAUCUCCCGCUUGUCCUCUGACGAUGAGGUUGUCACAAGGACUCCUGCAGAAGGAUUACCUCCGGGAUGGAUAAAAGAAGUCAGAAGGAGAAAAUCUUCUGGAGGAGCCAUAAGAUCCGAUCCGGUAUACUACCUAGACCCUUUAAGUGAAUAUGCCUUUGCCUCGAAAAAGGAUGCUUUGCGUUAUCUGGAAUCUGGAGAUAUAAAGACAUGUGUCUCAAGACCACGUAAAAAGAAUAUGAAUAAUAAUGACACUCUUAAUGUUAAUCUGACUUCGACGGGAGGAGAAUUGCCUGCACAAACUGAUCAGUCCAAUGGAAAUGAAGCUUCAAAAGAAUUCGUAAAUGGUUCUGCGGAAGAGUUGAAAACAAACGAAAGUGGUAUACCGAACCCGAAACCGCUUCGCUCUAUAAGCGGAGCAUCUUUCUCUACACCUGAGAAAGAUAAGUGGCUACCUGAUGGAUGGCUUGUUGAUGUGCGUUAUAAAACUUCUGGAAUGAAAUACAAGAUUUACAAGGAUCCUGCAACUGGGAAACUGUUCUAUUCGAAGCCACAGGUGCUGAGCUAUCUUGGUAAUGGGAGUAGCAGCAGCUCUAGAAAGAAAAAAGAACACAACUCAUCUGUAGCACCCGAUUCAUCCCCAAACUCUACACCUGCUGAUGUCACACGCCCCAAAAGAUCCGUAAAGAAGAAAGGCGACAGCCAGAACACCGAGUACCAAGAAGUUAUCACAACAUCCGCUGCAGAUGGGUUGCCACCCGGAUGGAUUAAAGAAACCAGAACUAAGAUAUAUGCAACCCACAAAAGAAAUGAUCCGUUCUACACAGACCCUGAGACUGGAUACAUCUUUCGGUCCAAAGCUGAUGCUCUGCGUUAUAUAGAGACCGGAGAUGUGAACUUAUGUGCUAUUAGACCAAAAGUUAAGGAUAAAGAUGGAAAGGAAGUUUAUGUAUAUUCAAACAAUGCGCAAAAACCCACUACUGGAGAUGACGUGGCGACUGAAGUUCCUGAAGAGAAUCACACCCCUGAUCCAAAAACCGCUAAUGACACAAACCGCAGGGUGACAAAGAAUAGCAGUCCUGCGACCGAUUCGCCCUCUCGAUCUUCGAAAAGGCAAAAAGGGAAAGAUCCCGAGACUGCCCCUACAAGCGGUGUUCCCACUGAGAAGCAGGAAACAGGGGUAAAUCUGGAAAAACAACCUGAUGAUGGCAACCUGACUUUUGACAUUCCAGAAGAUGAUAACUGGACAGACCAAUGCAUUGACUUUGCGGUGAAAACACUGACAGAUGAAAUCAUGUUUAAUGGUCAACCGGUGGAGACAACAGGUGUGAAGGACACUCCUCCUUCAAAGGUGAACUGAGGUAUGAUGUUCAGUGGGAUUCUCAGUGAUUAGUAUGGUAAUUUGACUUUAAUAUGAUGAUUAUUAUUAUUACUAUCGUAUUAAACCUGGGUAUGAAUUGCUAAUUAAGUUAAGUAGUAGCGCUUCAAUGUUGGCGUGAUGGCGGGUGUGUGUUGUGAAAAUAAAAAAAGGGACUUGUAUUACCCCCGCCGAUUGGGAAAACCCGGGUUUAUCUUUUGAAUUUAUGUAGACAUGAACUCAAGUGGUUAUAUGUUUUGAGCUCAUCUCAAACUUAUAAUUUGUAGAUGGCCCAACUCACAGCCUUAUUUGAGGAAGUGUUAUGUUUAAUCAGAUAGGAUCAGUUAAUCUGGACACUUUAUAUUGUAAUUAUACUUUGUUUAUUUGUCUUUCUGGUUUC
Molecule: messenger RNA, 2554 nt
Organism: Helianthus annuus (common sunflower)
Lineage: Eukaryota; Viridiplantae; Streptophyta; Magnoliopsida; Asterales; Asteraceae
Product: methyl-CpG-binding domain-containing protein 13
Exons: 15
Coding region: 94-2157 (687 amino acids)
Molecular function (GO): DNA binding
Source: RefSeq, a predicted model, not a curated record